GAGAGGAUCCUUUCAUUCCUAACGCAAUGGCAGCUAAGUUCUUCGUAGUGCUCUCAGCUUUGGUGGCAGUGGCCCACAGCUCAGUGGUGCACGCACCAUUAGCUAGAGCAGACGCUGACUACACCAGCUUCGCGUACGACGUGGCCGACCCCAGCACUGGGGACUUCAAGAGUCAGGUUGAAACUCGCGUGGGAGGUACCGUCUCCGGGCAGUACUCUCUCAUCGAACCUGACGGUACCAAGCGCACUGUGGACUACGCCGCCGAUGACGUGAACGGAUUCAACGCUGUUGUACGCAAGGACCCUGUUGUCGCUCCCGCCGUCGUUUCUACCGCACCCGCUGUGGUUUCUGCCGCUCCUGCUGUUGUUGCCGCUCGCACCGUUGCUGCUCCUGCCGUUGUGUCCGCCACCCCUGCCGUCGUUGCUGCCAAGACCUUGGUUGCUCCCACUGUCUACAGCGCAUCCCACCCUACCGUAUACGCUGGCGGAGUGCACAGCGUGGUCGUUCCUUCUUUGUAUGGUCGCACAUACGCCGCCCCCACGGUAGUUGCUACCCGCGCCUUCCAUCCUUCCUAUUACGGAUACGCCAGCUCUCCCUACGCUUACUCUGCCUACCCCGCCCACCUUUCAUACUGGUAAUUUAUCGAACCUUUUAUGGCAUCUAACGACUUGUAUGUAAAUAUUGUUACUAGUCUGUACAUACAAUGUGAAUUACAAUAAAUGAA
Molecule: messenger RNA, 724 nt
Organism: Bombyx mandarina (wild silkworm)
Lineage: Eukaryota; Metazoa; Arthropoda; Insecta; Lepidoptera; Bombycidae
Gene: CPR59
Product: cuticular protein RR-2 motif 59
Cellular component (GO): extracellular matrix
Source: RefSeq, a predicted model, not a curated record